Linum tenue is the source of this 1835-nucleotide messenger RNA. Lineage: Eukaryota; Viridiplantae; Streptophyta; Magnoliopsida; Malpighiales; Linaceae. The record is from the annotation of a GenBank genome assembly.
UGGCUGGAAUCCGAAUCCCUCAACUUUUCAAAUGAGUGGAUCUCCUCUUUCUUCUUCUACCUUCUAUCGCUCUUCGUAUCUACCCAUCCUUCCUUCAUCUACAGCUCAGUCAGUUCUCGAUUCAAAUGGGCUCUCCAAUGUCAUCAUAUUUUCUCAUCCUUCUGAAUCCUCCGCUUUCAAUCAUCCAACGCCACAAGCCGCCCAACGCUCUUCCUCUUCUCGCGCUCUACUCCAAGUCCUCCUUGCUCCACAAGACUCACGUCUGCCAUGCUCGCUCCUCAAUCUCGUCCUCUUCUGGUUCCGAUCGCGAGGAGCUUCUCUGGCUCCGCGAGGAGCAGCGGUGGCUGCGCGAGGAGCAGCGGUGGCUCCGGGAAGAGCAGAGGUGGCUUCGCGAGCGGGAGUCGCUGUUGAGCGAAAUUCAGUCGCUGAAGCUCCAAAUCCAGGUUUUAGAGAAGAGGAUUACGGUUGCCGGAGAUGAUGCGGUGCCGGCGAAUGUCGGUGCGUUGCUGCAGGUUUUGAAGGAGCGGAGUUUGAUUCUGGAGAGCGCGUCGAGUGCGACCCCGAUUGAACUGGUGGAGACGGUGGAAGAGGAGGCGGAGGCGGCUCGUGUUAUGGAGGUGAAAAACGAGGAGACGGCGGCGGUAGGGAGCGCUCGUGUUGUGGAGGUGGAGAAUGAGGAGACGAAGCUUAGGAGGAAGAAGAAAGCAUUGAGAGCAGGAAGCGAAGGAGAGGAGGUUCGAGAGAUGCAGGAAGCAUUGCAAAAACUGGGGUUUUACUCAGGGGAGGAGGAUAUGGAGUUCUCCAGUUUCUCAUCUGGGACUGAGCUUGCUGUCAAGACAUGGCAAGCAACAUUAGGUGCUCCAGAAGAUGGAAAUAUGAGCGCAGAACUGCUCGAGAGGCUGUAUUUGGAGACAAGGACUGACCUUCCGUUGAAGGGUGAUAUCAAUGGUGCUGCUGUUGCUCCCAUGACUGAACUGUCCAAAAUCCACCAGAAAGUUGUGAAGGAAGAGGGUGCGACUUCAGUCGAGGCAUCUCAUCACCGAGUGUUUCUCCUUGGUGAGAAUAGGUGGGAGGAACCAUCGCGGCUUGUUAGCAGAUAUAAAGAAGACACUGCAAAUUGGGGUACAAGGACCACACAGUGCCGCGCCUGUCGAGGCACAGGCCGUGUGAUGUGCACAGAAUGUGAUGGAACAGGGGAACCGAAUAUUGAACCGCAGUUUCUGGAAUGGAUAGGCGAAGACACCAAGUGUGCAUAUUGCGACGGCGGGUUUAUAACUUGUGAUGUAUGUGACGGCAAAGCAGUUUCCUAGGUACGUUAUUCUGCACUGGUAUCAGUUUUCGGACAGAGAGAGUAGCCGGAAGAGAGGAUAUACAGAAGCCAAAUCGUUCACAUGUAAUAAGUAAUUCUUGCAAGUCUUAUGAAUGGACAAUUAUGCAUCCAUUUUAUUGCAAGUUCGAACUUCGAACAAUACGAAACAGUUCUUCUCAUUUAUUCCAAAUAACGUAGAACAAACAACCAUCGCAACACUGACUAAAUAGUUCAGACUUUUCUACCAGUCCUAGUUACAGCGUGCUACCAAGAAGCGUAGAAGUGUACAGUACAUCUAGAGAUUUCUCCCUAAUCCGACCACCUGAGAGGGUCUGGCAGAAGCAAGCAUAUCGUUUCAUCAGCAUCGAAUGCAACUCUCCAAAUGAAUGAUUCGCUCCCUCCGCUCAAAUCUUUUACAUGGUAUAACUAUUUACAGAUUCGUCUUCGGUUUCUUAGCACCUUCAACACGCCUACUAACUGAUCGCAUUGUGACGAAUUCUUCGGCAGCCGAAGGGUGUAUUCCAAC